Molecule: messenger RNA, 2338 nt
Organism: Daphnia magna
Lineage: Eukaryota; Metazoa; Arthropoda; Branchiopoda; Diplostraca; Daphniidae
Product: C-type lectin domain family 10 member A-like
Exons: 6
Coding region: 932-2194 (420 amino acids)
Cellular component (GO): membrane
Source: RefSeq, a predicted model, not a curated record
UCUAAUGUUCAUUUGUAAAGAAGAAAGAAAAAUUCGAACGAGAAGAGGAAGGUAAUAUAGGUGACGCGGCUCAUCAGAGAAAUUCCGUGUGCGGCAUUUGGUUGGGAUGGGAUCGUAAAAUGAAGUGGUACGAAAAAACUUAACGCCGCAAUAGUGCCGCGAUAUCUUGUGGACCGAAAAUGAUUAGGCUUCUAUUAAAUGACGCGAAAAAUGUUAUAAACAAUGGUGAUUUAUCAAGCUAAACAAUGACAUUGUUAUUACCCGACAAACAACUAAAGUGUGGAUCAGAAAACAACCAGCGAAAAUUACAAUAGUCAGCAGCGAUCCACUCACUUCAACAGUUGCACAGACACGACGUGUUCUUCCAGUGAAAUGCGUCCUGCUAUACGAUAAUCAGUCAGUGAUUGUGUCAGGUAUCCGUAUUUUUUAUGGCAAAUUUUUGAUCCAAUCCAACCAAUAAGUAAACAGAAAAUUGCAGUCAGUUACUCAGUUUAGCCUAUCGCCUGCGUUACAACUGCCGUUAAACGGAAAACUGAAGAUUACUUAAUUGUAUUGAAUCUGCUCGAUCACCGUUUAAUUCUUCGCAAAAUCAUUCGUAGAUAACCUUAAAAUCUGAUAGCAGUCAUGGAUGUAUGCUCCCCCUUUGCAAUUAUCCAACUGUUUAAAAAUCCUUUUAAUCAAUUUCUCGAACCGGAUAUCCUUGGUAUGUAGUCACGCGCUUGUGCCGACAUUGAUAAUCUGUGAAGGGUCUGUCAUUGUUAUCAUCGCUUGAACGGCUUGAUGCAAUCUUUCUGAAAAAGUAGAUCAACUUAUAGUGUCACUAGGACUUUCGUCUGUUUACUUUUGACCCGUCCCAAGUCAACAACUCUUGAAGCCAUUAUUCUUUUGAUUGUUGUGAACAAGCAAAAGUGUCGCGUGAGAAUUCGUGAUAAUGCAUCAUUCGUUCCUGUUUUCAGCGUUCUUCUUCUUUUUGCCGGUUCUAUCUGUUGACAGAUCGUUAAUUAUUCAAGCCAAUUGUUUGCAUGAUUCAUGCGAUCGGACAGUCGGAAGAACAGUGACGAAAUUGAAUGAAAUUUCAAAUCUUGACAAUGAUUUCGAAAAUGCUGUAGUUGAUCCGUGGAUUGAACAAACAGAGGCAAGUGUUAAAUGGAAAAUUGAGAACAAAACAUCACCUUGGCAAAUGGAUAACGCAGCACCUACACCGUUGAAUGGUGUAAAUUAUCUUCGUGUCGAUCGUGGGACAUCUUUAUCAUUCAGCAUAGCUAUUCUACGCAGCCCACCUUUUAAAAUUCUACCUGGUAAUGAUAACGCGAUCUUCUCCUUCUCUUUUUGGAUCCGUUCCAAAUGGCCACAAUUCACAAACCUUGAGUUGUACCUGGCAAAAGAGGAAAACGAAAGCCUUCUUCUAAGUUUGUACAAUUAUUCCGAUACCAACAAUUUUGCAUGGCAAUCUCAAUUGGUUUCGCUAACAGAUGAAACAUCGUCCACUUUGACGUUGGUGUUUUACGCUUAUUGUGGAUUAGACAUGGAAGACGCUGUUGCUAUUGACGAUCUCCGAUUCAUCACGCCAUCUACCACGUCGAAUCCGUCAUCAUCGUCAACCGAAUCCACAGCUGUAACAGACUUUGUAACUACCGAAACUAGCAAGGAUACCACUGACGUAACAGAUGUGUCCACCACAAGUACCCCGCUCAAAACAACUUCGGGACCGGAAGAGCAAACGACAACCACCACCAGCACGUCAGAUUGCUCAAGUUAUUUCGAAAGGGAUACUGGAAUGACUUGUUGGACGUUGAAGGGAAAAUGCUAUUGCUUCCUCAGGAAUAAUACCGCUGGGUUGAGUUGGGUGAAUGCGGAUGCUUUCUGCAAAAGCGGAAACAUGACGCUAGUCAGCCUUGAAACUGAAGAAGAAGACGAACUGAUCUACAACCACGUUAAAACUAUACCAGAAAUGUCCAAUGCAAAGUACUGGAGUUCAGGGAAAUAUUCGGUAGAUCAAGAUCAUUUUUGGGAAUGGGCAUCUACAGAACCCUUCCAGCCCUUCACAUACACCAAUUGGAGUCCUGGGGAACCUGAUGAAAAUAGUUUUGGACACUGUGUUUAUCUUGAUUUCAAGAAUAAUUUUAGUAGUGGUUACUGGGAAGAUUUAUUAUGCACCUACCCAAGAAGAUUCAUCUGUGAAUCAAUCAGCUAAAGUUGUUGCUCAUCUGUAAUUGAUCUAUAACUAAUUUAAUUUGUCUCUGAACACUCACUUCAUUGCCUUGUGUAAAAUUGAGGUAUGUAUACUAGAAUCCUGCUACUCCUGUUAACCAAAAAUACAUUGUGUGUCAGACUUAGA